UAGUGUUUCAAUUUUUUCUUGAAUUUUUCAAUUUCGAUCUCUUCAACGAUGUCCAAUAGAUUACAAAACUCUUUAUCGGUGAUAUCAGGGUAAAUGUAGAGUAAAUUUUCAAUGGCACGUUUAUAAUUUAUUUUAAUGGGCUUGUCGGAAUAAUCUACGUCGUGGUGAUUAUUGCCUCCUACAUUUUUAACGAUAAAAUGUUCAUUGGCGGAUAAAUCCGCGUUGAAAUUACAACACGAACAAUAAAUAUUGUGGUACCGCGACAUUAUGCUAAUAAUUUAAUGACUGACUAGAACAAUCUGUCAAAUGCCUAAAUUUACUGUUUUACUCGAAUCAUAAAAAGGUAAUCAUGUCCACCGUAUGUACAUCCUCAAAAACAUCAAAAUCUCGUACUUCAACAAAAAGCACUGAUAAAGAUAUUUAUUAUGCAAAACCUCGAGGUGGUGGUUAUUUAAAAGUCUCACCAGAUUAUGUGAAGUGUCAAUCUGAAGAUCUGGAACGAUUGCAUAGUAGAAAUUCAUGUUCUUGCAGAGGAUAUGAAUCUGAUACUGAAAUUGCUUGGUCAGACGCUGACGAAGAAACAUCAACAUCGCUUUUAAGCAAUUCCAUUGGAGAAGAAUUUAAUGUGAUUGGCAACGUUAUGAGUGUUGUAAUGUUGCUUGCGUCUGGUAAUCAACCAACAGAAUUCCAAAUGAAAACCGCAACUGCUUAUUUGGAAUGCAUUAAAGAUUAUGACGGGAAUACGCCACCUAAUAUUCAGGGUCUAUUGAAUCAUAUUAAUAUGGUUACAGAUGAGACCUACAGUGAUGCACAAGAAAACCAUGAAGAAGAUAGUAAACAUUGUGGUAAGAUAGAUGAAGAAGACGAAGAAGAAGAAGAGGAAGAACAAGAUAAAGGCAAAUAAUGUCACUUAAUGACAAAAUGUCAUCUAUUGGUUCAAUUAUACUGACAUUUAUACAUUUCACAUUUAUAUUAAAAUUUUAUCGUGCUAAAAUGAGUCGUAAACAGAAAAAAUGUAGUGAUCAAGAAAGUAAUGCCACUAAAGAUGAAUCUGAGUCAUUCCAUACCCUUCCUUCUUAUAAAUCACAAAAUAAUUUUGACGAUACAGCAAUUCGGGUGCACCACUCUACUGUGAACGCCAUUCCUGUCAUCGAACCUAAAUCUGAAAAAUACAAACCAAUCCCGUAUA
This is a messenger RNA of Dalotia coriaria, 1189 nucleotides long. RefSeq lists its product as uncharacterized. The transcript has 2 exons. Bases 350 to 904 code for a protein of 184 amino acids. The record is from RefSeq and is a predicted model, not a curated record. NCBI's taxonomy places the organism in Eukaryota, Metazoa, Arthropoda, Insecta, Coleoptera, Staphylinidae.